CUUAACUUCUUCUUCUUGCACAUCAUCAUCUCUUCUUAUACUUUUGCUUUUAAAGAUGGCUUCCAUCACUGCACAACAAGGUGUAUUUGCCUUGCCAAACAUUGUGAACGAACCUUGUCGCAAUUAUGAGCCAGGAUCUGCCGACAGAACAAAGUUGCAACAAGCCUUAAAAGAGAUGCAACAAGAAGCAGCUCAAGGUAAAAUUCACGUUCCAUGUAUCGUGAAUGGCAAACCUAUCAAAACAUCUUCUCAAGCAAAACAAGUUAACCCAAGCAACUUUGAAGAAGUUUUAUGCACUUAUGAUGAAGCUGAUAAAGGAUUGAUCAACACUGCCAUCAAAGGUGCAUUGGAAGCACGCGCAAACUGGGAACGUAUGCCUCUCAAUGAUCGUGCAGCAAUCUUCCUUAAAGCUGCUGAUCUUUUAGCCAACAAAUACCGUUAUAAGAUCAUGGCCGCAACUAUGUUAGGUCAAGGAAAGAAUAUUUGGCAAGCAGAAAUCGAUGCUGCAGCUGAAUCAUGUGAUUUCUUACGUUUUGGAAUCAAGUAUAUGCAUCAACUAUACUCUAUUCAACCUCCAGAGAACAGUGCAGGUGUUUGGAACAGAGUAGAAUAUCGUCCUUUGGAAGGUUUCGUUUUAGCCGUUAGCCCUUUCAACUUCACUGCGAUUGGUAUCAAUCUGGCCGCUGCUCCUGCAAUGGUUGGUAAUGUGGUCAUUUGGAAACCAUCUCCAAUGGCAGUAUACUCCAACUACCUUAUGCUACAAAUCUUGCAUGAAGCAGGUUUACCCGCUGGAGUGAUUCAAUUCUGCCCUGGUCCAGCAGGAGAAGUUGUUUCAACUGCUUUGGCACAUCGUGAAUUUGCCUCUCUUCAUUUCACCGGUUCUACGACAAUUUUCAAGAAGCUAUGGAAACAAAUUGCUGAUAACAUCGAAAAUUACCGUUCAUAUCCCCGUAUCGUUGGUGAAACGGGUGGAAAGAACUUCCACUUUGUUCAUUCAAGCGCAAACGUUGAACAUGCAGUUCAUCAAACUAUUCGUGCUGCGUUUGAAUAUCAAGGUCAAAAGUGUAGUGCUUUGAGCAGAUUAUACGUUCCUCAAAGUAUGUGGACAAACGGCGGAUUUAAGCAAUUACUAUCUGAACAAGUUUCAAAAAUUUCCGUUGGACCAGUCGAAGAAUUCCAACACUUCUGUGGACCAGUGAUUGCCAAGACUGCAUUUGAGAGAAUCACUUCGAUGAUCAAUGAAGCUAAACAAGCAGGCGGUAAGAUUGUCUGCGGAGGUACAUCUGAUGGCACAAAAGGAUUCUUUGUUCAACCUACAGUGAUUGAAACAGAUGAUCCAAAGAGCGUAACUAUGGUAAACGAAAUCUUCGGACCCGUUUUAACGGUUUAUCCUUACCCAGAUGAUCAGGUCGACCAAACAUGCGCUUUAGUGGACGGAACAACAGACUAUUCGUUGACUGGAGCAAUUUUCGCACAAGACCGUAACGCAUUGAUUCACAUCAGUAACCUCUUGCGUGAUGCAAGCGGAAUGAUGUACUUUAACGAUAAAUGCACAGGUGCCGUUGUAGGACAACAACCAUUUGGAGGCGCAAGAGGUUCAGGAACAAAUGAUCGUGCUGGAAGCAUGGCAUUACUCCUCCGUUUCACUUCUGCCCGUACUAUCAAAGAAUCAUUCAACGAGAUUCCUCAUUAUAUCUAUCCUUCCAAUCUUUCUUGAGAACAAAAUUGCUUUUAUCAAUGUACAUUAAGUAGACAAAUUAUACAAU
Molecule: messenger RNA, 1766 nt
Organism: Meira miltonrushii
Lineage: Eukaryota; Fungi; Basidiomycota; Exobasidiomycetes; Exobasidiales; Brachybasidiaceae
Product: putative delta-1-pyrroline-5-carboxylate dehydrogenase
Exons: 1
Coding region: 56-1717 (553 amino acids)
Cellular component (GO): mitochondrial matrix
Molecular function (GO): L-glutamate gamma-semialdehyde dehydrogenase (NAD+) activity
Source: RefSeq, a predicted model, not a curated record